CUUUUCUUCUAUGAUUCUUGAGAUGUAAAUUGUAGCAGCCACAUCUCCAGAUUGGAUACUUCUCAUUAGAGAUACUUUGGAAAUGAAAUGCAAUUUAUUAAAUCAAUUGAUGAUUUUCAUUUUAUGGAAACUAGUGGACAAUUGAGGCCUUAUAAUCUCUCUUUCCAGACUUUUAAGUGUUCUUGACCAAAGUUCAGGGAGCUGCUGCAGAAUAAAGAAUGAAGAAAACAGAAAAACCUUUGGAUGUUGUUUCUCAUUUGCCCAUUUUUUUAGGAGUAAACCUGAAUCAAACCUUUCCGGUCCAAAGCAAAAAUUUUCCAAUCAACAAGAAUUGGUUUACUCAUUAGAACUAGUUGCAGUCACAGAAGCAGAGUACCAGUUGUUUUUUCAAGCAGUGAUGGUAUUGAUGGAUCGAUCAUAUAGUAAUGUGACUUGGGUGGUGUCUCCAUUCUCUAGAAGGUAAAAAAGUUCCAAUUGGCCACUGAAGUUAUUCUACAUGAUAGUAAAGUUGGGAUUCCUGGUUACUGCUUCAGUAGCAGUCUAUGCAGUUAAGCAGAUUAGCAUCAAAUCUUUGCGGCCACUAGACUCAACAAGAAAGUUUUCAGAAAAUGGUGAAAUAUCAUCCAAACAGGAUGAGAAUGAAAAAGGAGAUAAAGGGCACUUCAUAGAUUUUAGUAGUACCACAGCUGAAGAGGAUGGAGAGAAGGUUACAGGAAUCAGGAAUGCAAGGAGCUUAAAUUCGAAAAACCAUUCUGCUUUUGAUGAUGAAAAAGAAUCAAUCUUACCUGAGUUUAGGUAUCAUUACCCAACAAAAGUUGAGCAAUUGCUAUGGGAUGAGAAGUUUGAUGCAACCAGCAACUUUGAGGCCAAGAGAGACAGCUCAGUGUAUAAAACUAGUCAGGACGAUCAUGUUACUGAACCGGUACAAUUGCAGAACCAAAUAAAGGAACUAGAGGGGAGUAAAGUGAAACUAGAAAGGAAACUGCUCGAAUCCUAUAAGCUGAAAGAACAAGAAUCAGAACUUGAUGAGCUACAGAGACAUUUGAAGAUUACAACAGCUGAGAUUGAAAUGAUGCACUUUAAUAUUAAAUCACUCCAGGAGGAGAGGAAGAAGCUUCAAAAAGAGAUUGAAAAUGGUGUAUCUGCAAUGAAGCAACUGGAGAUGGCAAAGAGAAAGAUUAGGAAGUUGCAGAGUCAGAUUGAGAUUGGUUCAAACCAGAUGAAAGACCAGGUGCUGAUGCUUGAACAACAUAUUACCAGCUUUCAGUCAGAGACAGUUACUAAAAGAGAUACUAAGGCAGAUAAGAAUGUCAAAGUUCUCAAAAUGUUAGAGCUCAAAAUUCUGAAGCUGAAGAGAGAGAACAAAGAACUUCAGCUAGAGAAGAGGGAGUUGACACUCAAAUUGAUUGCUGCCAAAUCUAAAAUAACUGCCUUCUCAAAUGUGACAGAGAGUGAAGUAGUUUCAGAAAUGGAGGAGGAGGUCAAUAAUUUAAAGAUUGAUAAUGAAGAACUCUCAAAGCAAAUAGAGAGAAUCCAAAAGAGCAAUUUCAGUGUAGUUGAGGAGUUGGUCUACCAGCGCUGGGUCAAAGCUUGCUUGAGGCAUGAAAUUCAAAGCCACCAAAGAUUCAGUAUAAAUUUGAGCCCCAAAACUCGAGAGAAUUUCAAGAAAAAGUUGGUAGAGUAUGCUACAAUGGACAGUGGACAGGGAGAUGUGGAUCUCAAUAGAAUAUCUUCUCAAGCACCUUCCAAUGAGAGUGAGGAGUUUGACGAUAUUACCACUGAGACCACUACUCGCAGACCAACUGGCACUAGUAACAAACACAACUUAUUCCAGAAGAUAAAGAGGUGGGUAAAGAGGUGGGGAGGAAGCAAGAAUGAUUCAAGCACUGUUUCAUUGUCAGGAAGCUACUUUGAAGGAAGUUCUUCAAGCAGGACUAGUCUGAACCAUAGACCAUUGACUUCAAUGCAUCCAUCAGAGGCAUUUAUGCCAAAUAAUGCAGAUGAUUCGAGCAUCACUUCAAUUGUGAAGGAGCAAGAUUCUGCAGAAUCUCAAGAAACACCUAAACUGAGACGCAAAAGGAGAGUGUCUUUUAAUGAGUCAGUAGACAAUGCAGAAGCAUCAGUUGAAAAGAUAUCUAAAUCAGUUGAAGGAGUUUUGGUUGAUAAUAAGCAACCAGUGAAGGACUGUUACAAAUUGGCCCUGGAGGGUGAGAAUUCAAUCGAGGAGGACAUAAAGCAAUCAAGCGAAAACAAGUUAGAAGGCAGUUUAGAUAUGAAUUUGAACUCUGGGUCUCAAGCUGAGGAAAAGAGAACAGAGCAGAUAUGUGGAUCUGGGAAUUCAAUUGAGCAACACAGUGACAGUCUCAUGGUUGAUAAAAAAGUGAAUGCCAAUAUGAAAGCUGACCACUCAGAGAUGUUGGAUCAAAGAAGGUCCCCCUUGCCAUCUAAAAGCCAUAACAAGAUUGACACACAAGAGCUUCAUUUUGUCAAUAUUUUCUACUUCUUGCUGCUGAUAUUAUUUGUAAUACUCUUACUCAAAGUUGUUGGCGUUUUCUAAGGAUGUUCUCUUACCUUUGGUGCAUAA
This is a messenger RNA of Macadamia integrifolia, 2584 nucleotides long. Its product is annotated as protein CHUP1, chloroplastic-like. The transcript has 4 exons. The record is from RefSeq and is a predicted model, not a curated record. Bases 497 to 2557 code for a protein of 686 amino acids. Gene Ontology annotation, biological process: chloroplast organization. Gene Ontology annotation, cellular component: chloroplast outer membrane. NCBI's taxonomy places the organism in Eukaryota, Viridiplantae, Streptophyta, Magnoliopsida, Proteales, Proteaceae.